CGUUUCUCCUCUUCCCCUCCACCAUGGCCAUGAACCCUCCACACAUCCUCAUCGCCCGCAACUCCCGCGGUCCAAACACCAUGAACCCCUCCGCGUCGCUCAGCUCGCCCACCGAAACUCACGCUGCCGCCGCAGGCAUCUUCCGAUCUGCCGGCUCGCCCCCAUGGUACCUCGAAGAGUGCGAGUCCGAUGAGAUGGUUUCCGCACUCAGCAUCGAUGGCGAUUUCGAAGAGCCCAUCGAGAUUGACGAGACGUUCACCGAGCACAGUCGCUUCCCCGGUACUGUCAAGAUCAUCGUCGAGGCGACCACCUUCUGGGCGCACAAGGAGGUGCUGUACUUUGCCUCGUCCUUCUUCCAGGCGGCUCUCAGCGGUCAGUGGGCCGAGACGGGCAGGCCCCAAUCCAUCACUUCCGUCGUGACCAUAUCUCAACCACCCUCGGUGCCGGGCAGCCGACACAAGUUGGAUGACUCGCCUGAGUUGACGUUCGCGCCUGUCGACCCGAACGCAGAACCGGAAGACCUGGACCUCGGUGCGGACUCUGCCUCGGAGAAGGACGUGGAUGCACAACCAAGCCCCGUGGACAAGACGAAGGCGCGUGAAAGCAGUCUGAACAAGCUGGAGAGCGCCGGCACUUCAUCAUUUGCGACUGCGAUGUCCGGAGAGAAGAGCAAGCCAUCGACGUCAGAACCAAGUGGGUUGAAAGCUAAGCGAUAUGCCAAAGGGAAGAGACCAGAGGCCAUCAUCAUUCUGAAGGAAGAGAAGGCUAGCAUUUUCCACGAUUUCCUUAAAUAUGUAUACCCACAUCUCGUCUGCACGAUCACAUGGAACAACGUCGAAGGGCUCAUGAACAUCUCGCACAAGCUGCACGUCUCCGCCCUCGAGCGCGAGUGCCUCACCUUUCUGCUCACGCACGCCGCAGGGCGCCCGCUCAAGGCGAUGCGUAUCGCGGAGCUCUUUUGCGAGGAGGAACUAUACCGCGAGGCGAGCCGUUUCGUGCUUGACAAUCCGGAGGGCUGGGGCCCCGAGGAGCUCCGUCAGCUCAGUCCAGAGACACUCUUGAAGCUCGAGAAGAGGCGAACAUGGUUCCUCGAGCGCGUGAUCAAGCUCGGUCUCGUCCAGGUUGCAAAGGAGUACCAAUGCUGUGCGACCUGUCCCGAACCAGCUAAUUGCGCGCGCCUUCUGGAGGAGAAGUGGAAGCAAGCGUAUCAUGCCGUCAAUCGCUUUGGCCCUUGUCAGCCCUCCAUGGUAUUUCGGUAUUUGCGCACAUUGGAGGGAAUCAGCCCGCCUCUGUCAUUGACGCAUCUCAGUUGCCAGACAACGGCAAAAGCCUUCAUCGCAACCUUGUUCGAUAGGAUGUUCUCGCUGGGCGUGCGAGGCAGCGGCACCGAUACUGCGCCUCUUGGCGCGCGCGUUGCUGCUGUGGCAGGCGCGACGACUGGUCCCCGCCGUCACUUUCUCUUCUGCACGCUCAAGAAUGAUCUACCUGCACGCGGCAAGCGGUCGCGCGAGAUCUCUUGA
Molecule: messenger RNA, 1520 nt
Organism: Laetiporus sulphureus 93-53
Lineage: Eukaryota; Fungi; Basidiomycota; Agaricomycetes; Polyporales; Laetiporaceae
Exons: 8
Coding region: 24-1520 (498 amino acids)
Molecular function (GO): protein binding
Source: RefSeq, a predicted model, not a curated record